This is a messenger RNA of Sebastes umbrosus (honeycomb rockfish), 3953 nucleotides long. It is a transcript of the gene cyth3b, whose product is annotated as cytohesin 3b. The transcript is spliced from 13 exons. Gene Ontology annotation, molecular function: guanyl-nucleotide exchange factor activity. The coding region runs from base 288 to 1472 and encodes 394 amino acids. NCBI's taxonomy places the organism in Eukaryota, Metazoa, Chordata, Actinopteri, Perciformes, Sebastidae. Gene Ontology annotation, biological process: regulation of ARF protein signal transduction. The record is from RefSeq and is a predicted model, not a curated record.
AGUGGAGUGAAGGCGUUAUUUGGAGGGAUUGCGAUAACACGCUCGACCACAGUGAGCUAAAAGACACCGCUGCCGCUAACAGACACACACGUCUGUUCUGCGUCUGUGCUGCGUAAAUGGACACAACAUCUCCUCAGAGAAAGACGCUGCCAGUGAGACAACCUGUGUACCAAAUGCAUCCUGCAAAUUAGGACGCCUAUUUGCUGUGUAUAUAAUAAUAGAGCCACCUUUUUUUUUUUUUCGUGCAACGGAAGUUUUUGGGGGAUUUUUCAUUUUAGGCUGCAAACAUGGACGAGGACAACCAAGUACCUGAGGACCUGUCUUUGGAGGAAAGAGAUGAGCUGUCGAACAUACGACGCAGGAAAAAAGAGCUUCUGGAUGAUAUUGAACGGCUGAAGUUUGAGAUCGCAGAGGUGAUGACUGAGAUCGAGCAGCUAACCUGUGUGGGGGAGAGCAAAACCACGCAAAGAAACAAACAGAUCGCCAUGGGGAGGAAGAAGUUCAACAUGGACCCGAAAAAGGGGAUCCAGUUUCUUCUGGAGAACGAUCUUCUCCAGCACACCCCAGAGGACAUCUCACAGUUCCUCUACAAAGGCGAGGGGCUUAACAAAACAGUCAUCGGGGACUACUUAGGGGAACGGGAUGAAUUCAACCUCAAGGUCCUCCAGGCGUUCGUGGAGCUUCAUGAGUUUGCAGACCUCAACCUCGUACAAGCCUUAAGGCAGUUUCUGUGGAGCUUCAGACUUCCUGGCGAAGCCCAGAAGAUUGACCGUAUGAUGGAGGCGUUUGCCUCCAGGUACUGCCAAUGCAAUCCCGGCGUCUUCCAGUCCACAGACACCUGCUACGUCCUAUCAUUUGCCAUCAUUAUGCUGAACACAAGCCUGCACAACCCCAACGUCAGAGACAAGCCGCCCGUGGAGCGCUUCAUCUCCAUGAACAGAGGGAUCAAUGAGGGGGGAGACCUCCCAGAGGACCUACUCAGGAAUCUAUACGACAGCAUCAAGAGCGAACCCUUUAAGAUCCCAGAGGAUGAUGGGAAUGACCUGACGCACACUUUCUUCAACCCAGACAGAGAGGGCUGGCUGCUUAAACUAGGGGGCCGAGUGAAAACCUGGAAGAGGAGGUGGUUCAUCCUGACUGACAACUGCCUCUACUACUUUGAAUACACAACAGACAAGGAGCCUCGUGGGAUCAUCCCGCUGGAGAACCUCAGCAUCAGGGAGGUGGAGGAGCCCAGGAAACCUAACUGUUUCGAGCUCUAUAACCCCAAUCACAAAGGCCAGGUGAUCAAAGCCUGCAAGACGGAGGCAGAUGGGCGCGUUGUCGAGGGCAACCACGUGGUGUACAGGAUAUCAGCGCCCACGCCGGAAGAGAAAGAGGAGUGGAUUAAAUCCAUCAAGGCCAGCAUUAGCAGAGACCCCUUCUACGACAUGCUGGCCACCAGGAAGAGACGCAUCGCCAACAAGAAGUGAAGAGGGACAAUCUUCUCAACCUCCGUAUCCUUCAUCUUUCUCUCCUUCGGUUCAUGAACACAGAAACACUGCGAAGCUGGUUCAACACAGAAAUGAACCUCAGUUUCUCUCCUGGACUGUCUACAAGUCGUGUGCACUUGCUGGGCAGAUAUCACACACUUCUGAGGAUACUCCGAUAUGUGGACUCUUGCAUGGAGCAGCACAUAAACAAUCAAGCAGCCAGUUUGUUUCUCCUCCAUCUCAUACACACCCCCUACCUCCCCCUCUCAUGGUCAUAACAUGUUUCCAAGUGUCCCUAAAGCACAACUGCCAUGUUUCAGGUGCACAUGCAUGCAUGUGGGUUAUUAUAGACCAAUAUGUUUGUGAUUGUGUGUGUGUGAUUGUGUGUGUGUGUGUGUGUGAGUGUAUGCAGCAGUGUGCAUGCGAUCAAUGCACACAGUAUCUACAUUACGGGCGCAUAAGUGAUGCAAGCGCUCUCCACUGUGCUUUAUGAAGAAGUCGUAAUUCAAAAUCAGAGUUCAGAUGUAUGGUCGGCUAUGAAUAGAAGAGGAGACAGAUGGACACAUUUGGGAGUUGGUGGGUGGAUCAUCGCAGCAUAACCUCACCUGGACCACGUGGUCAUCUCACUCUGGUGCUGAAUUCUUCUCUCCAGGUGCCAUGGCUGAAGCCCUGCUCAGAGUGACCUCAGAAAACAGUGCUGGCUUAACAUUUAGGUUUCCCAACAAAGCGUCACAGUCUCGAGUCAGCUGGGCUGAUUUCAUUUAUUUGUGCGGAGCAGAGAAUUUUUGAAAUGUGCAUACUUUUUUAUUUUAGUUGAGGAGAAAAGGAGCUUUUGCCCGAGGCCUGAGAUGAAACUUGCUUUUUUGGACUCAAAGUUGUAAUCCAUAAGAUUUCACUCCUGAUCUGGCGACACAACCGUGAUUAAUGAUGGCAACAACAAGUGUGGUUUAAUAUGCAGCAAACACUUUGUCAGAGAUGAAACAGAAGAGCAAGUAAUGUACAGUAUGUUUACAGUGCAAAGUUGAAGAAGAUUAGUUAUAUGCACAUCACGUAGGUAUGACGCUAUCAGAACAGCGUCCAUAAAGAAAAAAGGGUAGCACCUGCACACUACUCCAUGACACAAUAUUCUUCGUCAGGUCAAAGUGUUUCACCAAAGUGUUUGACCUGACGAAGAUCCAAGCGGGAUCGAAACAUUUCAAUAACAAUAUUGUGGCAUGGCGUGGUGGAUGUGGAGUGUGCAGGUGUUAUCGUUCUGUUUACAGUGCAGCCAAACAAACACGUUGUUUUAAUGAAGAAGUCAGUGAAAAAUAAAUAAUAACGGUUCACUGUGGCUACUCCUUCUUGUUCCAUUACUCCCUUGUAAAAAUUAAAAAAGAUCCGAGGAGGGUGAACACUAAACAAUGAAGCUGAUAUCCAUGAGAUAAAAUUAAAAACAGUAACGCUGCAUCGUUUCCUGUGAACCCCUCGUGCAUGAGAUUCCAGCAAAGGAAAGGCGGACUCCGCCACUAACAAUGAAAACUAAUAUUGAAAGAGGUAUUUCCAGAAUGUAAAUACAUAAAUUGGCUAAAUGCUGAGCAGAAAUGGAGUCAAAAACAGGGUUUGAUUUAAUGAAAAUCUUAAGGAUUUGAACUUUAAAAAGUCCACUGGGUAUAGGUUUUAUUUAUGGCUGAGCAAUGGCCCAAUAGGGUACCAGUCCGAUUAAGCUUUUUGUUUUUCUCUCUUGUCUAUGGCCUAUGUCAGUGAAGGUCGACGUGUUGUUGUGAUCCUGUUUGCAUUUGGUUUGUAAUCCUAAAGAAUCCUUGCUUGCUUUUGUGUUCCUCUUUAAAAAAAAAAAAAAAAGUAUAUAAAUAAUAACCAACUAUCAUUUUUGUAUUUAUUUUGUGAAAUGGUUUAAUACUACCUGUAAAUGUUAAACAACAACGUAUGCUUAAGUUAUGUAUGUGUGUAUAUAUAAUGUAUAGGUUUUUCUGGUCCUCUUUGUUGUAGUAUGCACACUCUGUGUUUGAGCCUACGGGCAGAAGUUUGCUCAAGUUUGGGGUCUUCUUUACAAAAAGCCUUAAAACAUAAUCAUAAGAAAACAUGACGGUGAUGAUGAGGAUGAUGAAGAGGAUGAUAUUGGUCAAUAACUGUGAUGAUGCUCUUUAAAAAAAGCCAUGACUGACGAGUGAGAAAGAUGGUUGUGUUUAUGAUGAUGAUAAAGAUUAUAGAGAGAAAAUGAUGUUUGAUGUUAAUGAUGAUGAUUAUAGUGAAGUAAUAUCAGUGAUGAUGAUGAGGAUACUAUCAUUGAUGAUGAUGUCAUAAACUAUAAACACCAGUAGUUUUCUAUGUGAUUGUAAAAUAAAAAGCCUUGUGGUCGGGGCAGAAUAUUAUCUUCUACCGCCCUGCGUGGGCUCAUAGUUACAUUAACUUUUAUAUUCUCUGUAAAAGCUAUCGGUCACGUUGUACAUUACGUGUAUCUAUAUAAAGUAUACAUAAAGCUUA